Molecule: messenger RNA, 2961 nt
Organism: Phoenix dactylifera (date palm)
Lineage: Eukaryota; Viridiplantae; Streptophyta; Magnoliopsida; Arecales; Arecaceae
Product: two-component response regulator ORR22-like
Biological process (GO): regulation of DNA-templated transcription; cytokinin-activated signaling pathway; phosphorelay signal transduction system
Cellular component (GO): nucleus
Molecular function (GO): DNA binding; DNA-binding transcription factor activity
Source: RefSeq, a predicted model, not a curated record
ACAUAGUAAGGAAAAGCUGCCAAAAAGAAAUAAAGCCAUCCUCCUUUAAUUUUGGCUCAUUAGCUCCCUUAGAUCCCAGGAUUUCUAUUUGUUCAGGAAAUUAUUGCUUGGGUGCUCAUUGAUUGCAGGGGGAAAAAAAUCAAGAAGUUCAAACUACAAAAAGGAGAGAGAGAGAGGUUUUCCAUUGAGGUCCCUCCAUCUCUACCAAGCUCUGUUGUUGCUUUCCCUAUUUGACUCCCUUCCAAUUCCCGUAAAACAUUCCUUUCCAUCAACACUUUCCAUCUCUGUUCUCUGCCAGCCCUUCUCUCGCUUGAUUCCUUUCAAAGCCUCCAUCCUUCCUUCUCUUCGCUGUGUUUCUUGGUCUGGUAUUGAGAAGGGACUCGGGAUCUCGACUGUCUCUGUCUACUCUUCUCUCUUCUCCCCCUUGAUUGCUUUCGCACUUCCAUGGAGUUCUCUUUAGAGCUCUUUCUAGGUUCCAAAAAGGAGUUUAGAAGGUCAAGUGAAGAGUUGCUUGGGGUGCUUUGAGAGUUGAAGCAGCUCCGAGCGCAGUUCCGAGGUGAUAUUUUUUUUGUUUUUCUCUUGUUUCCUUGCUUUUUGGGUGGAAAAAUUGGAGGAGAUGACAGCAGAAGAGAGAAAGUGGAGCAUGGGGAGAGAAGGUGGGCCCAAAGACCAGUUUCCGGUCGGCUUGCGGGUUCUGGCCGUUGACGAUGAUCCAAUUUGCCUCAGGUUGCUUGAGGCUCUUUUGCUUCAAUGCCAGUAUCAAGUUACGACGACUAAUCAGGCUAUCAUGGCUCUGAAGAUGCUGAGGGAGAACAAAGACAAGUUUGAUCUGGUCAUCAGUGAUGUCCAUAUGCCCGACAUGGAUGGUUUCAAAUUGUUGGAGCUUGUGGGCCUCGAAAUGGACCUCCCAGUCAUCAUGCUAUCGGCCAAUGGUGAGACCAAAGCAGUGAUGAAGGGGAUAGCCCAUGGUGCCUGCGACUAUCUUUUGAAACCUGUUCGGAUUGAAGAACUCAGGAACAUAUGGCAGCAUGUGGUUAGGAGGAGGAAAUUUGAUAGCAAAGAUCAUAAUAAUUAUGAUAACGGGGAUGAUUCCGAUAAGGCCCAGCAGGGUCAGACUACUGGUGGAUCAUCUGAUCAUGGCGGGAAACUCAACAGAAAGAGGAAGGACCAGAAUGAGGAUGAUGAAGAUGAUGGUCAGGAAAACAUGCAUGAGAAUGAAGAACUGUCCACUCAGAAAAAGCCGAGGGUUGUGUGGUCCGUUGAGCUGCAUCGAAAAUUUGUAGCUGCUGUCAAUCAGUUGGGAAUUGACAAGGCUGUGCCUAAGAGAAUACUUGAUCUGAUGAAUGUUGAAAAGCUCACAAGGGAAAAUGUUGCAAGCCACCUACAGAAGUACAGGCUCUACCUCAAAAGACUCAGUGCUGUGGCAAGCCAACAAGCUAACAUGGUUGCUGCUUUUGGGGGGAGAGACCCCUCCUCUUUACAUAUCGGUUCUUUGGACGGAUAUGGAAAUUUUCAUGCAUUGGCUGCUUCUGGUCAGCUACCAGCCCUUUCAUCUUUCCAAACAAAUGGAGUGCUAAGUAGAACAAAUCCGGCUGGAUAUGGACUGCGUGGUUUUGCUACCUCAGGAAUAGUUCAACCUGAACAUACCCAUUGCAACACAAACAAUCCCAUCAAUGAUCUUAGUAAGCUUCAGCACAUUAGUGUACCAGGAAGCCAACAUGGGAAGUUGCUCCAGGGGAUGCCCACAACAAUGGAAUUAGACCAAUUGCAACAACACAAGAGGAUGCAGGAAGCAAGUAUCCAUUUACCUGGUGGUUUCUCUGGUGCUAGACUGGCUACUGGCAGCUCCAGUAACUCAUUUGUCAAUGUAACAAACAGCCCAUUGUUAUCACAAGCAUAUCGGCAGCAUACACAGUCAAAGGGGCUGGGCAAUCACUCUUCUGUAGGAAUACCAUCCAUGAGCUCAGACCCUUUCCACAUGAGUGUUGGUGUUUCUUCCCAUUUGCCUGAUCUUGGUAGAUGUAAUGACACCUGGCAGGAUGCUGUUCCAUUAACCAGCUAUACAUCCAACACUUUGUCUAUGAAUGCCCCUUUUCAUCAUAAUGACUUAGCUAAUAUGGGAGCCAGUGUUCCAGUAGUUUCACACAUAGACAGAAAUCGUCUGAAUAUUUCUUCCAGCAGUGUAGUAGCGGCACCUCCGCAUGAUGCUGUCACUGGAAGACUUGUGCAGUGCCAAGCCAGCUCUCUUGGUGGGAACACGAUGCUAAUGCCUUCAGCUAUAGAGGAAGACUCAAAGUUCUUGAACUUCGGAAGUGCAGGCACCACUAAACAGAAAUCAAAGGAGGCAAAUCAAGACCAUAUUCAUGAACCUAAUCUUAUAUUCAAUUCUUAUUCAAAUUCUUCAUUGUCAAGUAAGCUUAUAGUUGAUUCUAUUGCUGAGAAUCAGAGACUGAACAACGGUUAUCUAAGCAAAAAGUUGGACAUAAAUGGGGUUGGCCAAACAAAUUUUAUUGCUCCAGUUCCUGAACAGAAUUGCAAGAUUGAUAAGUCAACCACCAAUAUCCAGCCGACCUUUAAGGAGGAUUCUACUUUGGAGAUUUCUAAAUCGCUGGGUGGAUUCAAUUCUAGUGGCUGCAGCUUUUUUGAUGAUUUGGUCAAUUCCAUGAUCAAACCGGACAAGGAUGACAUUGCAUUCAUGGAUGGUGACAUAGGUUGCGACUUCUAUCCUCUAGGUGCCUGCAUGUGAAGCCCUUUGUAGGUUGUUUGGUGCUGCUGUCUAGUAAAGGAGUUUGUAACAUUAUUUAGUCAGUUUGUGGCAAAAGAUUCUAGCUGCAAUUGCUGCUACUGUUCUGAUUGCUGUAUAGAUUAGGAUCAUCAGAUAAGAGGUGGUAUUGCAUUUGGAAUUUUGUGGUGCACAGCCAUGGAUUUUGAUUUUGAUUUGAUGGUUUCUGUGAGCUAUGA